AUGGGAUACGAACAAGACACGUAUGAUUUCAUUAUUGUAGGAGCCGGUCCAGCAGGCUGCGCUCUCGCGGCCUCCCUCAGCAAAACCACGGCCAGACCACGGGUUCUUCUCCUGGAAGCCGGCGGAAAGAAUGAAGAUGAAACACUAAGAGUCGACGGAAAACGCUGGACAACCUUCUCAGAACCUUCAUUGAAUUGGGGCUACAAAACCACUCCACAGGAAGGCUGUAACGGGCGAGUCCUGGACUACUCACGCGGGAAAGGAAUAGGCGGAGGCUCAGCCAUUAAUUUUGGGGUAUAUACUGUCGGCGCAAGAGAUGACUACGAUACAUGGGCGGAGAUAGUUGAGGACGAGGGAACGUUCGGAUGGGAUGCUAUGCAGCGACGUUUCAAGAAUCUUGAGACUUUUGAUGGGAGAGUUGACCUUGAAGAAAAUCGAAAGUAUGCGCAACCUAAUCCAGCUGAUCAUGGAAAUAACGGAGGUUUACAGACUGGGUAUGCGAAAAAGUGGGAAAGUGAUGUACCUCUCAUUCUUAAUUCCCUAUGGGAGUCUGGAUUUGCGCAGAAUUUAGAUCAUAACUCUGGCAAUCCCCUUGGAAUGGGCCUGAUGAUCAACUCUGCGAGUAAAGGACGCAGAACUACAGCAGCAGAUCUAUUGGUCAAUAUUCCAGACAACCUGGUUACUGUGACAGAUACGCCAGUUCAACGAGUACUCAUACAGGACAAGAAGGCCAUCGGAGUUGAGACCAAAGGGAGCAAGUACUUCGCUAGCAAAGAUGUCAUUCUGUCCGCUGGCUCCCUGGACACACCAAAGAUCCUCAUGCACUCCGGGAUCGGCCCAGCAGCAGAACUCAACAAGUUCAACAUCCCAGUAAUCCAAGACCUACCCGCAGUAGGCCAAGGACUCAAAGACCAUCUUUUCGCACCUAUAAUGUUAAUGCGCAGCCCCGAGAGCAACGACAGAAACGCAUUUUACGGCUCUGAAGACGCAAUGGAUGCAGCGCUGACACAAUGGAACAAAGACAAUACGGGAUCAUGGACUCAAUAUGGGUGCCAAGUGAGCUGCGGUUGGUUCAAAUCCGACAAAGUCACAUCAUGCCAGGAAUUCAAAGACCUCGAAGCGCCAGUCCAGGAAUUUAUGAACAGAGAAACAAUUCCACAGUAUGAAGUUAUUGCCGGGUUCCCCGUACACCUUGUCUUCCCUGGGACCUUCCAGGACUACAGCUAUGUCUGUCUGGUGGCCUUCUUGAUGAACGGGCAAUCAUCCGGCGAAGUACGCCUGCAGUCAUCUAAUCCAGACGACCCUCUUAUGUUUGAUCCGAAGUUCUUAGUCCACCCAUUCGACCAGCGCGCAGUUGUGGAGAUUUACAAGCAUCUACUCGAAGCAACCCGUCAUCCCAGUUUUGCAAAGGACACAGUUGCCCCGGCACUUGCACCGGAAUCCGACUCUGAUGAAGACAUUCUGGAGUUCUGGAGGAGUAACGCAUCGACUAGUUGGCAUAUGACUGGAACAGCGAAGAUGGGGAAAGAAGGAGAUGCCGAUGCAGCAGUUGAUAAGCGGUUCCGGGUGAUUGGAGUUGAAAAUCUGAGAGUUGCGGAUAUGAGUGUUGUCCCUGUUCUGACAAAUAAUCACACGCAGGCAACGGCGUAUGUGACAGGGGCUACUUGCGCAGAUGUUUUGAUUCGAGAGUAUGGCUUGGAUCGACCGUAA
Molecule: messenger RNA, 1710 nt
Organism: Penicillium angulare
Lineage: Eukaryota; Fungi; Ascomycota; Eurotiomycetes; Eurotiales; Aspergillaceae
Product: GMC family oxidoreductase
Exons: 3
Coding region: 1-1710 (569 amino acids)
Molecular function (GO): flavin adenine dinucleotide binding; oxidoreductase activity, acting on CH-OH group of donors
Source: RefSeq, a predicted model, not a curated record